UUUGGCGCAGUUUAGAGCCCCUCGGCUUCCCGUAGUCGCGGUGACGUCGCGAAGGCGAGUCCUGAUAGGCAAAAUGGCGGCGCAGAAGAUCAACGAAGGCUUGGAGCACAUCGCCAAAGCGGAGAAAUAUUUGAAGACCGGAUUAUUGAAAUGGAAGCCAGACUAUGAUAGUGCAGCUACUGAAUAUUCAAAGGCAGCUGUUGCUUUUAAAAAUGCCAAACAAUUUGAUCAAGCAAAAGAAGCAUACUACAGAGAAGCCAUCUCCCAUGAACACAAUAAAGCUCUUUUCCAUGCUGCAAAGGCUUAUGAACAAGCUGGUAUGAUGCUAAAGGAAAUGCAGCAACACCAUGAUGCUGUGGAAUUGAUUCAGAAAGCCAGUAUGAUGUACCUGGAGAAUGGAACACCUGAUACAGCAGCUAUUGCCCUAGAUCGUGCUGGGAAGGUGAUUGAAAAUAUAAAUCCAGACAAGGCUAUUCAGCUGUAUCAGCAAACAGCAGCAGUAUUUGAGAAUGAAGAACGUUUACGACAGGCAGUUGAAAUGUAUGGAAAAGCUUCAAGACUUUUAGUCAAAGGUCGUAGACUAGAUGAGGCAGCAGUAUCUCUGCAGAAAGAAAAAAGUAUUUAUAAAGAUAUUGAAAACUAUCCAACAUGUUACAAGAAAACUAUUGCUCAGGUCUUAGUUCAUCUUCACAGAAAUGACUAUGUUGCUGCAGAAAAAUGUGUCAGGGAGAGCUGUAGCAUACCAGGCUUCAGGGAAAGUGAGGACUGCGCAGCAUUGGAACAGUUACUAGAAGGGUAUGAUCAGCAAGACCAGGACCAAGUAUCAGAUGUAUGCAAUUCACCACUCUUUAAAUACAUGGACAAUGAAUAUGCAAAGCUUGGUCUCUCAUUGGCUGUCCCAGGAGGAGGUAUAAAGAAGAAAUCCCCAGUUACUCCACAGGGCAAAGCAGAUGGCAAAGCUGUACCUGGAGCUCCUGGAAAUGAGGAUGAUGAUGAUUAUGCAGGUGGACUAUGCUAACUCCAGUUAACUGUGCUCUCAGAUAUCAGUGUGGCCACUGAGCAAUUCCAAAUGCAUCCAAAUUAUAUUUUGUUGCAGCUAUCAAAUUGGAAAGUAUAAUGACUUGUCAUCUUUUAAGGUACUUGUAUAAAAAUGCAUGGCUGUAAACCUGUAUCUGUGGGCUACAGUCUUAAAUCUUAUGUCUUUUCAGUGCAUCUGCUUUAAUGAAAAAUUUGAGUACUGUAGUCUCUCUCUGAAAAGGAAGUAUGUUUGGAGGACGGUAUUUAUUUUCAGUAUUUCUUUCAAAAUGUCUCUAGUUUCAUGGCCCAUUGUUUUAUGCUCCAGUGUCUUUGAUGGCCCUGCACAAGGUUGGAGUUUGAGGAGGAAAGUUCUGAAUCCUACAGAGUUAUGAAUUAUUGCUGCUGUUACAUAUUAAACAAAAUCACUAAAACAUUGACAGCACCUUAAACUAUGAUGGCUAUCCUUACCCCCACUGAGGAGACUCAUAUGUGCAGACUCAUAUGAAACAUAUGUGCUUGUAUGCAAGCAUAUCUGUAAUAUGUAUAGGAGGUCUGUGGUCAGUACCAAAAAAUAUAGGUUUUUGGAUGUUUUUUAAAAGAAAAAUGUUGUUACUAUUUAUCCAUGUAACAUUGGUGUGAAUAAAAAGAAGAAAACUGAUUCCCUUUUGGAUAUUGAAAAAUGUUAGCUGUGAAAUCGUUUCACUUUAUUCUAUAAAAUGGGAAUUCAAAACAUUUGUGUACAAAUAGUGGCAAAUUAUUUGUCCUUUCUGGUAACAAAGCAGAAUUCCAGUAAUAAGAAUAAGGUACACUUACUUUCAAUCCGGGCUGGCACCUUUCAGUACUUGUACAGUACAUUUGACUCUUCUUUGUAGAUAUAAAGAGAAUUUUUUCCAGAGUGUCUGGAGUCUAGUGUAAAGCUGUAAAAAUCUUCCUGUUUCUCUCCACUCUUUGCUGCAGUUUUUCUAGUCAGGUCAAUUUAGGCAAUUGUUAACUGGUUGAUAACUUCAGGUUGGUAUAAUGAUAAAGCUAAAGACAGGAGCUGAAAAUACAGGUUUACUGUCUAUAAUCUGUAUAUGUGAGAAGCCUGUCACCUAUACAUGUAAGGUAGCUUUGAUAAUGUCUCCUCACCUGAUCUUGGUAAUGCAUUAGUAAUAAAACUCUUGGAGAACAUUGUGCUUCAUGAACUCUUAAAUUGUCCUGGGCCAUAUCAUCGCAGCAGAAGGAUCAUGAAAUGUAAUAAUUAACAUUCCUACUAGUUUUGUAUUGUGAGAAUGAAUUAACUUCAAGAACAUCCUUUUGUGUUAAAUGAACUACCAUAGGCUAACAUUUACAUUUAUCAAUGAAGAUACUGUUGUGUUUGUCUAGUAUGUAGCACAUUGAUUAAGAACAGGCUUAUUUCUACAACAUACUGUUUUGUGUUUUGUUCAAUAAGACUGUAGGCCCUUUAAAUUCCAUGUUCAGAAUAAGUUAGGUACCCACUGUGUGUAAGAGUUGAUCUGGGCCCAGGUUUAAAGUUCCCUGUUUUCACAAUAUGCAGAAACUCUAGGGUUAUAAAAUAUCUUUUAAACACUGGAUCCUAGUAAUGCUUCCAAGACUGAAAUUUGUGAAGAUGGGUGUAGCUUAAACUGAGCCAUGUCCUUUUUACCUCCUGGCUUUUGUUUCAGGUGAUUAAAAUAUAAUAAAUAUAGUACCUUUAUUAAAUGUUAACUUCUAAUCUGCACUUUCUGAAUAAAAUGUGUUUAGUGUUUAAUGUCCAAGGCACACUGCACACUUCUUUUGACAAAGAGAGAAAUGCAACAAGAAGGAAAAUUUGGGGAAAUAAUGCCAAACUUUUAAGAGCCAAAACAGAACUUGGCUUGCAAGUAUGCUAACAUGUAUUAUGAAGGUAAACAACUAUAUUAAAUAUGAUUUGUCUGUACAGCCAGGUGUGUGUAAACUGUGUUUUAUGCAAUGUGAACCUGUGUUUUAAUUGUAAUUCUGCACAGCCUAAAUGUGGGUUAUAAUACUACGAAAGAAAUGUUGUAAUUGCCAUAUGCUGCAGCUUCUCAGAAAACAAUCCCUGUAUUUUGCCUGUAAAACAAAAAUAAAGCUUUAAAUUGUGAA
Messenger RNA from Sceloporus undulatus (fence lizard), 3120 nucleotides. It is a transcript of the gene NAPG, whose product is annotated as NSF attachment protein gamma. The record is from RefSeq and is a predicted model, not a curated record. The transcript is spliced from 12 exons. NCBI's taxonomy places the organism in Eukaryota, Metazoa, Chordata, Lepidosauria, Squamata, Phrynosomatidae. Gene Ontology annotation, molecular function: soluble NSF attachment protein activity; syntaxin binding. Bases 74 to 1018 code for a protein of 314 amino acids. Gene Ontology annotation, cellular component: SNARE complex; vacuolar membrane. Gene Ontology annotation, biological process: intracellular protein transport.